Molecule: messenger RNA, 382 nt
Organism: Protopolystoma xenopodis
Lineage: Eukaryota; Metazoa; Platyhelminthes; Monogenea; Polystomatidea; Polystomatidae
Source: the annotation of a GenBank genome assembly
CAUGAAACUCCGCUUCUCUUCUUUUGAUUUGUUGGUCGCUCUUUCGGAGAUAAGACAUAUUCUACUCAACCAUCGCGUCAUCAAUAUAUAUGAUAUAAAUACAAAGACAUAUCUGAUUAAAUUUUCUGGUCCCUCUAAUGACAAACAUAUACUUUUGCUACAAGCUGGCUCCAGAAUUCAUAUAACUGACUUUGAAUGGCCAAAAAACUUAAUUCCAUCUGGAUUUACAGCGAAAUCUUUAAGAGCUAAACUUAGAAAACACAUUAAAAACAAACGGCUCACUGAAAUAGUGCAGCUUGGUUUUGACAGAGUUGUAGACCUUCAAUUUGGUUCUGGCGAGGUCGCCUUCCAUCUGAUAUUUGAGUUUUAUGAUAAGGUAUAA